UUUCCGUUUUCUGUUUCUAAACAUGGCGGUUGGGAAAAAUAAGGGGCUCUCGAAAGGAGGCAAAAAAGGUGUAAAGAAGAAGAUUGUUGAUCCUUUCACUCGUAAAGAUUGGUAUGAUGUUAAGGCCCCAACCAUUUUUGAUAAUCGCCAUGUGGGAAAAACAUUGGUUAACAGGACGCAAGGAACAAAGAUUGCAUCCGAAGGCUUGAAACAUCGUGUCUUCGAGGUGUCCUUAGCUGAUCUGCAAAAUGAUCAAGAUGCCGAGCGGUCAUUCCGUAAAUUCAGACUGAUUGCCGAAGAUGUUCAGGGACGAAGUGUAUUGACUAACUUCCAUGGUAUGGACUUAACCACAGACAAGUUGCGAUCGAUGGUCAAGAAAUGGCAAACCUUGAUCGAAGCUCAUGUUGAUGUGAAGACUACCGAUGGCUACUUAUUGAGAGUUUUCUGUAUUGGUUUCACCAACAAGGAUCAACUCAGCACAAGGAAAACUUGUUACGCUCAACAUGCUCAGGUUCGCAAUAUCCGCAGGAAAAUGGUUGACACCAUCACAGAUAACAUUGCCAAGGGUGAUCUGAAAAAUGUUGUUACCAAACUUCUUCCCGACGCCAUCGCUAAAGACAUAGAGAAAAUAUGUCAAGGCACUUAUCCACUCCAUGAUGUCUUCAUUCGCAAGGUAAAAGUAUUGAAGAAGCCACGUUUUGAAUUGAGUAAACUCCUUGAACUCCACGGCGAAGGUGGCAGCAGCAAGAGUGGGGAAGUUGGAGAAACCGGCUCCAAGGUAGAUAGGCCUGAAGGAUACGAACCACCUGUACAAGAAUCCGUUUAAUAGAGGUGUUACUCGUAACUACUCUUUAUAAAAUAAAAAAAAAUUCUAUUGCGGAAUUUA
Molecule: messenger RNA, 886 nt
Organism: Orussus abietinus
Lineage: Eukaryota; Metazoa; Arthropoda; Insecta; Hymenoptera; Orussidae
Gene: RpS3A
Product: 40S ribosomal protein S3a
Exons: 5
Coding region: 23-826 (267 amino acids)
Biological process (GO): translation
Cellular component (GO): ribosome; cytosol
Molecular function (GO): structural constituent of ribosome
Source: RefSeq, a predicted model, not a curated record